AUGACGACCGAUAUGUCUACAACAGAGGCCAAGCGCCCAACGGAUCUACCUCGGUCGAUUCCCUUUUGGCGACUCGUCACUCAGCCGGGAGCCAUCACUCAAGAAGUGUUUGACCAUCCCUAUGCCGGCUCUGGAACGGAUGAAGAUCCUUUUGUGGUGCAAUGGAUGCCGAAAGAUUUUCGCAAUCCACUCCAGCUGAGCACCCCGAUGAAAUGGGGUAUCACGAUGGUGGCUGCCAUGGAGACCCUUGUCGUAGCCCUUGUCUCAUCGGCCUAUACUGGCGGCAUUGUGCAGAUUGAGGAGCAGUUCAUGAUCACCACCGAAGUUGCUACUCUAGGAGUCUCCUUGUACGUGCUGGGCUUUGCACUGGGCCCUCUUCUGUGGGCCCCGAUGAGUGAACUCUUCGGUCGUCAGGUUGUGUUCAUCGGCACCUACUGUGGUUUAACCAUCUUCUGUGCCGGAACCACAGGGGCGAAGAACAUUGCAACACUUUUGAUAUUCCGCUUCCUGGCAGGUGCCUUUGGAUCCUCACCAUUCACCAACUCUGGAGGAGUAAUUGCGGAUAUGUUCUUGGCCCGCGAACGAGGAUUGGCCCUGUCGGCCUUCGCGCUGGCCCCCUUCUUGGGACCAGUCAUUGGACCGAUUGUGGGUGGUUUCUUGGGCAUGAAGGCCGGCUGGAAGUGGGUGAUGGGUCUGUUGACCAUCCUCUGCGGCGUGAUGUGGUUCUUUGGUGCUGCUUUAAAGCCUGAGACGUACGCGCCUGUUCUCCUUCGUCAGCGCGCAAAGACACUUUCAAAAUUGACCGGAAAGGUGUAUCUGAGCAAGCUCGAUAUUGACCAAGGUCGUCCCGUCCCUAAGGAGGCCAUGAAGACUGCUCUCUCGCGUCCGUUUAUCCUCCUCUUCCGCGAACCGAUCGUCCUCUUGCUCUCGAUAUACCUCGCGAUUAUUUACGGCACGCUCUAUAUGCUGUUCGGUGCCUUCCCGAUUGUAUACGAAAUCCAUCGCGGAUGGAACCAGGGGGUCUCUGCGCUGGCCUUCCUAGGCGUGAUGAUAGGCAUGUUUGCCGCGAUUGCCUACUCAGUCCCCGAGAACACUCGUUACAGCAAACUUUUGGAGAAGAACGGCGGCUACUCACCCCCAGAGAGUCGUCUACCUCCUUGUAUGAUCGCCUCAAUUGCCCUCCCCGCCGGUCUCUUCUGGUUUGCCUGGACAAACUCUCCUGAUAUUCAUUGGCUCGCGAGUAUUGCAGCUGGCGUGCCUUUCGGCUUUGGUAUGGUUCUUGUAUUCCUAAGUGUCUUCAACUAUCUUAUUGAUGCCUACACCAUCUUCGCUGCGUCCGUUUUGGCUGCCAAUUCGCUGCUGCGAUCGCUAUUCGGGUUUGCCUUCCCCUUGUUCACAACAUACAUGUUUGAGAACCUGGGCAUCCACUGGGCCUCAUGUGUCCCGGCCUUCUUGGCCCUGGCAUGUGUGCCCUUCCCCUUUGUGCUGUACAAGAAGGGCUUGGCGAUUCGCAAGUACUGCAAAUUCUCUGCCCAGUCGGAAGCCUUCGUUCAGAGCCUUCUUCGGGGUGACACCGAGAAAAAUGCGGCCGCUGAGGAGGAGGAGCCGUCCCAAGCCGAUCAGUCGACCAUCGCCGAGGCUGCCACUCGGGUACCAUCGACAGUCGAGGAAGAAGGUGCCCCAUCGCACGCUUUACAAAAAGAAAAUGACGCCGAAGUGCUCUCGAUCCAUCGCUCCCUCUCGCGUGUCGACACUCAUACCUCGCAUAUUCAGCGGGUGCCCACCUACGAUGCCAAUCCAUACAACAUUGACCGGAUGCACACCCGCGAAUCUUUCAAAUAA
This is a messenger RNA of Penicillium daleae, 1842 nucleotides long. Its product is annotated as MFS transporter. NCBI's taxonomy places the organism in Eukaryota, Fungi, Ascomycota, Eurotiomycetes, Eurotiales, Aspergillaceae. The record is from RefSeq and is a predicted model, not a curated record. The transcript has a single exon. Gene Ontology annotation, biological process: transmembrane transport. Gene Ontology annotation, molecular function: transmembrane transporter activity. The coding region runs from base 1 to 1842 and encodes 613 amino acids.